Messenger RNA from Arabidopsis arenosa, 916 nucleotides. NCBI's taxonomy places the organism in Eukaryota, Viridiplantae, Streptophyta, Magnoliopsida, Brassicales, Brassicaceae. The record is from the annotation of a GenBank genome assembly.
AAGAUUGUGGGGAUAAUAGGAAACUUCAUCGCUCUAUGUCUGUUCUUGUCACCAACGCCAACAUUUGUCCGGAUAGUGAAAAAGAAGUCAGUGGAGGAAUAUUCACCAAUACCUUAUUUAGCGACUCUCAUAAACUGUUUGGUUUGGGUUCUUUACGGGUUACCAACGGUGCACCCGGACAGUACAUUGGUCGUUACAAUCAACGGAACGGGGAUUUUGAUCGAAAUCGUUUUCCUUACCAUCUUUUUCGUUUAUUGUGGCCGCCAAAAACAACGGUUGAUAAUAUCCGCUGUUAUAGCGGGUGAAACCGCGUUCAUAGCUAUUCUUGCGGUUUUGGUAUUUACUCUCCAACACACAACCGAAAAACGUACAAUGAGUGUUGGAAUCGUAUGUUGCGUUUUCAACGUUAUGAUGUACGCUUCUCCAUUAUCUGUUAUGAAAAUGGUAAUAAAAACAAAAAGUGUGGAGUUCAUGCCGUUUUGGUUAUCGGUAGCUGGAUUUCUAAACGCAGGCGUUUGGACAAUUUAUGCUCUCAUGCCUUUCGACCCAUUCAUGGCUAUACCAAAUGGGAUUGGAAGUUUAUUUGGACUGGCCCAAUUAAUAUUGUACGGUGCCUACUAUAAGUCCACCAAAAAAAUUAUGGCGGAAAGAGAAAAACAACCUGGUUACAUCGGUUUAUCAAGUGCGAUCGCUCAUACUGAAUCUGAGAAAACUGCGAAUACCAACCAAGAACUUAACAAUGUUUAAUUUGGUCUUCUUGUGUUAUUAUUCACCUUCGAUUAUCAGAAUUUUGAAUUUUUCCAUCCAGGAAUUUUUAUGAAUAAGAUGAAAAAUUUCAUUAUUUUGUUAUGUUUUGAACUUCAAACUUUGUAAUGUAAUUUUGAUUUGCGGGGAGCAAUAAACUAUUUUUCAAAGU